AUGGACUUCGUCUUCGGGUUUCCCAAGGAAGCUCACAAGAAUACUGGUAUUCUUGUGUUUUUUGGUCGGUUCAGCAAGAUGUACCAUCUUGCUGCAGUACUGGAGUCAAUCACAGCCCAGGGCUGUGCUCGUGCCUUCAUCGAUAAUAUCUUCCAAAUGCACGGUUUACCCCAUGAACUCGUGUCCGAUAGGGACCCCCGCUUCACAGCGGAGUUCUGGCAAUCCGUGUUCCGUUCACUUGGCACAAGUUUGACGAUGUCAACUUCUGACCAUCCCGAAACAGAUGGUCAGACGGAACGCGUCAACCGCGUUCUCGAAGAGAUACUUCGAGGGUACGUCCACUCGUUUACGCAUCGAUGA
Peronospora matthiolae is the source of this 360-nucleotide messenger RNA. The record is from the annotation of a GenBank genome assembly. Lineage: Eukaryota; Oomycota; Peronosporomycetes; Peronosporales; Peronosporaceae.